Molecule: messenger RNA, 3293 nt
Organism: Drosophila montana
Lineage: Eukaryota; Metazoa; Arthropoda; Insecta; Diptera; Drosophilidae
Gene: iPLA2-VIA
Product: calcium-independent phospholipase A2 VIA
Exons: 8
Coding region: 296-2950 (884 amino acids)
Biological process (GO): positive regulation of ceramide biosynthetic process; lipid metabolic process
Cellular component (GO): mitochondrion
Molecular function (GO): protein binding
Source: RefSeq, a predicted model, not a curated record
GCUUUAGAACGAACUUGUUAUUAAAAGUGAUUCGUCUUGCCGGAGGGCUCGUAGUAACUUAAACUAGCAGGAGAAAAAAGUACAAAUUAAAAGUGAUUUUGAAAAAGUGCUUAAAAUAUAUUUGGCGUUGAACAAACGGCGGCGAAAUGUUUAAUGGUUCAUCGCUUACACACUCAAAUCUCAAAUCGCACUGACAUUUUUGCCCUCCAUCCUCCAUACAUCAUAAUCAAGAUUCCAAAGUUCAAAUUCGCAUCAAUUUCAAGUUUGAAGUCAACAAACAGAUCAUACGGAAGCCAUGUCUUGGAUGGCCUUUGGAGCGCUAGCCUCCGGCUUUGUACUGCAGCGCCUGCUGGGCGGCGACAAUCCGCCGAACAAAGUCGUGGAAAUCAAGAGCGAAUCCCUGGGCACACUGCAGGUGAUGGCUCGCGAUGAUGCCAUGGUUCUGUUUGCGCCGCCCUACAACAGCAACGAUAAGCGCGCCGUCUACGAGAUCGUGCUGCAGCGACCCACCUCCGACUCGAACACCAGCUCCUUCAGCCUGUACCGUUCGCCGCUGCAGCAGGAGGCCGAGGAGAAGUUCAAUACGUUCAUGCAACGCCUGCCUGUGUUUGUGGGCAUUGUCAAGGAGUAUUACAAUGUAAAUGGCUUGCAAAAGGUUUGCGAUGCGCUCUCGGAGAACCCGUCAUGGACGCUGGCACAUUUGGUGGCCUACUUCAAUCUGAUCGAGUACCUUAACAAUCCCAAAGUGCUCCAGUGCGUCGAUGUGGCCGAUCAUACAACGCUUAUGUCACCCUUUCAGCUGGCCAUUAAACAGGGCAAUAUUGAAAUGGUGAAGCUGAUGUUGCCGCUGAGCAAAAUCGAGCAUCUGGACAUAAAUAGCAACUCGGUGUUCCACUAUGCCGCCAGCACCACCAAAGAGAUCAUCAAUCUGCUCACCGAAAACAGCACUGUGAAUCUGAAUCACCUCAACUCGGACGGAUACACGCCGCUGCACUUGGCCUGCGUAACGGACAAGCCGGAGAAUGUUAAGGCUCUGCUGCUCGCCGGCGCCGAUGUCAAUUUGAAUGCCAAGAAUAUAAGCAAAUUGUAUAAAACAUCAACGCCCACUUCGGUCGCCUCCUUCCUACGCACCAACGCCAGCAAGCUCUACACGCAGGACAUGAAAUAUGGCGGCACACCACUUCACUGGUGCUCCUCCCGCGAGACACUGCACGCCCUUAUCAUGGAGGGCUGCGAUGUGAACGCGACCAAUUUUGAUGGACGCACCGCAUUGCACGUUAUGGUGGCGCGCAAUCGUUUCGAGUGCGUGGUCACGCUGCUCGCCCACGAUGCCGACAUCGAUGUGCUGGACAAUGAGGGAAAUGCCGCUCUGCACAUUGCCAUCGAGAAGAAACUGGUGCCGAUUGUCCAGUGUCUGGUGGUCUUUGGCUGUGACAUCAAUCUGAAGAAUACAGCUGGCAAAACGCCGCGUCAUAUGGUUGGCAAUGAUGCCAGCGGCAACAAGGAGGAUGAAAUACUCUACAUAUUGCAUUCGGUUGGUGCCAAACGCUGCUCCGAAGCCAAUUCAAAGUGUCCGCCCGGUUGUAAUGCCAAGGGCAGCUACAAUGGCAUACCGCCAGAGCCGCCCGAAUCUGUGGAGAAGCGCGAGCACAUUGAAAAUAUGCUGGCAACCACCAGUCGUCAAAUGGUUGGUGGUUUCCUAGGGGCAGCAGCCAAUGGCAUCAUGGAGAAGCAUAUGCAGCCGCCAACCGUGCCCGUCGUGGUUGAUACGGAGAAGGAGCAAAAAGGUCAGGGCAUUAUGGACGCGCUCUUGGGCAUGUUUACCACCAAAGUGAAUGCGGAUGAGGGCAAAAAGGUUAACUCAUCCAGCAGUGCAGCAUCUACCCCGGGUGUAGCUAGUCCAGAACAGUUGCCGUCGCCAACAUCACCCAUUGCCGCCGAGGUGGGUGACAAGCCAUACGGCCGUGGUCGUGUGCUGUGCCUGGACGGCGGCGGAAUUCGCGGCCUGGUGCUCGUACAAAUGCUGCUCGAGAUUGAGAAACUAUCGCGUACGCCCAUCAUACAUAUGUUCGACUGGAUCGCCGGCACCAGCACUGGCGGCAUCUUGGCCCUGGGUCUGGGCUGUGGCAAGACCAUGCGCCAGUGCAUGGGUCUCUAUCUGCGCAUGAAGGAGCAGUGUUUCGUAGGCUCCCGUCCGUACAAUAGCGAGUACUUCGAAGCAAUACUCAAGGAUAAUCUCGGCGAGUUUAAUGUUAUGACUGACAUCAAGCAUCCCAAGAUUAUGGUCACUGGCGUUAUGGCCGAUCGUAAGCCCGUUGAUCUUCACCUGUUUCGCAAUUACACCAGCGCCAGCGAUAUUCUGGGCAUUGUGACUUCCAUAAGUAAUCGACGCAUACCGCCGCCACAGCCCGAGGAUCAGUUGGUGUGGCGUGCCGCUCGUGCAACUGGAGCAGCACCAUCAUAUUUCCGUGCAUUUGGGCGUUUUCUGGACGGCGGGCUUAUCGCCAAUAAUCCCACACUGGAUGCCAUGACUGAGAUACAUGAAUAUAACAUGGCGCUGCGCAGUGCAGGACGCGAAGAAGAAGCUGUGCCCGUCUCGGUCGUUGUUUCGCUGGGUACGGGUCAUAUACCCGUUACGGAACUCAAGGACAUUGAUGUAUUUCGGCCGGAAAGUAUCUGGGAUACCGCCAAAUUGGCCUACGGCAUUUCUACGAUUGGUAAUCUACUUGUGGACCAAGCCACCUGCUCGGAUGGCCGCGUCGUUGACCGCGCUCGCGCCUGGUGCAGCACCAUUGGCAUACCCUACUUCCGAUUCAAUCCGCAGCUGAGCGAGGAUAUUGCCAUGGACGAGAAGGAUGAUCAGAAGCUAAUCAAUAUGCUGUGGCACACCAAGGCCUAUAUGCACACCAAUCGUAACAAAAUAAUUGAGAUGAUUAAUUUCUUGAAAUAGCGCGCAAGACGGAUUUAGACCGCGCCCACAGCAACCCCGGCUUCCCUUGCUCCUAUAUAGCUAAUCUCUUUUAGAGUUUACAUUCUUCACAUAUGUGUAUAUACUUUUAAUAUUUUAAACAUUUCCCAGCACCCUUUCCCGCGGUCUAAAUCACAAACACGCGACGCACAUUCAACCAUUAACACACCGAAUAUUACCCAAACGAAAACAAAUUUAAACAAAUAAAAUGUUUGAAUUAUAGUGAAGCCCAAAAUAAGAUUCCACGUGAUGUCAUGGGGCGACAUUUAAACACUUGCGCUUUGAAAUAUUAUGUUAAUGGUUAAGAAAUUUAGAAAAUUUUGAA